Molecule: messenger RNA, 2191 nt
Organism: Solanum dulcamara
Lineage: Eukaryota; Viridiplantae; Streptophyta; Magnoliopsida; Solanales; Solanaceae
Product: root phototropism protein 3-like
Exons: 4
Coding region: 390-2054 (554 amino acids)
Molecular function (GO): protein binding
Source: RefSeq, a predicted model, not a curated record
CCUCUUAUCUAUCCUGCCAGGAAGAUUUAAUUUCUUGACAAAGUCCAUUAGAUAGAAGUUUAAUUUAGGUGUAAAAAGAUCAAUAGAGAAAUAGAAAACGACAUCCAGAAGUGCCGUUGAUCUUAUAUUUGUGUAAAUACGAUGUCUAUUAUGCAAAUUGUGUGUUUCGAGUCAGUUGUAUUACACAUUCCUUUAGGAAGAUAAUGAUUGUUUGCUAAGGACUAAAAGUAAGACUGGUUCCUAAAAUUCCUAAAGUAGUUAGGACUCUUAUAAAUUCAAUGCAUGAAAGGGACAUUAUGGGGUGAUGGAACUAUAUAAUAUUGCAAAGAAGAAUUAAGUGUAUAAUUCAGAAUACAGGAAACUAAGGGGCUAGUAUACCUGCUGAAGAUAUGGUGAAAGAAAAUCCAGUAACUGGUGAAUCGAUAUUUGUGGAGAAGAGAAAUCACUGUGUAAUUUUUCCAGCCAGUGGCAGUAUGGUGGCAGAGUCUGUGGAAAGAAGAAACAAGAGCUGGUUUGUCCAAACAAAAAUACCAAGUGAUUUGAUAGUCGAAAUCAGAGACCAAAGCUUCCACUUGCAUAAGCUCUCCGUGGUUUCAAGAAGUGGAUACCUUAACAGAUUGGUAUUCGAAAGAAAUGGGAACAACUAUACUAGAGUUCAGAUUGAUACAAUUCCCGGUGGGGCUAAAAUCUUUGAAUUAGUAGUGAAAUUUUGCUAUGGACUGAAGAUCAAAGCUACAGCUUCAAACGUUGCCCCACUGUAUUGUGCUGCUCAUUUCUUGGAAAUGAACGAUGAUCUUCACCAAGGGAAUCUAAUUUCUAAAGCAGAGGCAUUCCUUAGCUACGUAAUCCUUUCUUCGUGGAAAGACACAUUUAGGAUCUUGAAAAGCUGUGAAUCAGUUUCGUCGUGGUCUAAAGACUUGCACAUUGUCAAACGUUGCACAGAAGCUAUUUCUUGGAAAGCUUGCUCAGAGACUGCAGUGAGUAGCAUAGAAGACAAUGAAGUGUUAGUGAAUAUUACGGCAGAUGAUACAACCAAGUUGGUGAAGUUGUGUGGCAGUUGGUUUUUCAAUGAUUUUUCAUCCCUCCGGAUAGAUCAUUUUAUCGAAGCAAUUUCAUUGAUCAAAAAGAGAAAGAUUAAGCCAGAGCUUGUGGGGUCAUGUAUAGCUCACUGGACAAAGAAGUGGAUUUCUCAAAUCGCAGUUUCACAAGAGAAGCUGAAAGAUCAAGAAUUGUCCAUCCAGCUACAUAGAGUGACAACUGAAUGUUUGAUAAGGGUGCUUCCUGCUGAAGAAGACUCAGUUCCCAGCAAUUUUCUGCUUCAUCUUUUCAAGAUUGGACUAAUUAUGAAUAUUGAUCCCAAAUUAAAAGACCAGCUCAAGACAAGAAUAGCUCUCAUGCUGGAAAAAUGUAGUGCUAAAGACCUUCUAGUCAGGAACAGUACAACUCUUUUCGAUGUGGAUAUUGUUGUUCAAGUGGUAGAAGCUUAUGUUUCUCUUGCAUCAAAUAAUCCCAAGUCAAGAAUGUGUGUUGUCGGGAGGCUGGUGAACGACUACCUCUCCCUCAUAGUGAGGGAUGAGAACCUUGUAGCAAGAAGCUUUGACUCUCUUGUAAAUGCAUUGCCAAAAGAAGCAAGAUUUUGCAAUGACAACCUAUAUAGGUCGAUAGACAUGUACCUCAAGGAACAUCCUGACUUAACAGAAGAAGAAAGAAGCAGCAUAUGCAGAAAAAUGGAGUACCACAAGCUAUCACAGGAAGCACAAAUGCAUGCUUUGAAGAAUGAUAGGCUGCCUGAUAACAUCAGGACACAAUUUAUACUUCUUGAACAGGUCAAUAUGACGAGGUUACUAACUUCAGAUGGUUCAAGUUACCAGAGAACUAAGUCACAGACCAUAAUGAAAGUCAGCAGCUGUUUAGGCAAGAGUUGGAUAAAUUCCUCCCAGAAGGAAAUGAAAGCGAUAAAACAAGAGGUUGAGAUGUUAAAGGCUCAAGUUGGUGAACUGCAACAACGUAGGAUGGAACUUCAGAGGCAAACGAAGAAAGCUGUCUUUUGUUAGUUUGUUAUGUUUCAUGUCUUCAAUGAUAAUGAAGCCUAAAAUAUUCCAAAGUUUUCUUUUGGUUAAUCCGCCUUAUGGUGUGGAGUUCUUGGCACUGACUAAGCAUUAUCUUGAUGGGAAUGGAAUCCCAAACUUCA